This is a messenger RNA of Musa acuminata subsp. malaccensis (wild Malaysian banana), 2052 nucleotides long. Lineage: Eukaryota; Viridiplantae; Streptophyta; Magnoliopsida; Zingiberales; Musaceae. The record is from RefSeq and is a predicted model, not a curated record.
UAGAAAACUGCGGCUCAACUAAGCUCCGUCGUCAUCAUCGUGUGGCGGUAGAUCCAUAUGUCGAAGGGAACGCUCAUCCUGGGACGCGACAAAUAGGCAGCGCAUGGCCGUGCUCGAGGGAGAGAAGCAGGGGGAAUCCCGGUGUAUAAUGGUGGGUCUUCAGAUGAACGCCAAGGGCAAGGAAUUGCUCGACUGGGCAAUCCACAAAGUCGCCGAGCAAGGAGACCGUGUCAUGGCCGUCCAUGUCUGCCGUGAUUCAGAUCUGAAGAAAACGACCACACUGUCUUUGGCAAGCACGUUAGAUGACCAUCUGGCAUCCUAUCAAGGCAUUUGCAGUCUCAAGCAGGUUGUUCUUGCGGGACGGAUCGCUCGGGGAAGUUCUAUUAGGAGAGCGCUGGUGAAGGAGGCCAAGCAAUGUGCAGCCAUCAAAGUGGUGGUUGGAAUGAAGAAGAAGAGCUCAUUUUUUCGCUCAGCUCCACUCGCCAAGUAUUGUGCUAAGAAUCUCCCUCCGACCACUGCCUUGAUCGCCGUUCGAAAAGGAAAUGUCGUCUUCGAAAGAGGAGCUGCCGAGCCAUCUCCAGAAUUACAACGCCGUCAAAGUCUACGGAAUCUUCUGUAUCCAUCUGAAGCACUCGCGAUACGGAAGCAUGAGGAGAAGACUGUUGUAGAGGCCUCGAGAUCAUCUGACAGCAACCAUGUCAAAGGGGAAAUGGUGGAAGCGGUUCUGAGCUCUGUUACGGUGCUGAUGAGACAGCUGCCGGAGCCGGUGUUCGAGUGUCCUCUGCUGAAGAAGAAAGCAGCACUAAGAAGCAUCGAGGUGAAGCGGGCCAACCGUGCUUGGAGACUGUCGCUUGUCCGGCGGGUGAUGAACUUACCGGCUCGAACUCUGUCGUCGGCUCAACCAUUGUUGCCGCUAAUCGAGAAGUUGAACACGGUUCUCAGUGGCAGCAACUCGAGCUGCAGAUGGUUUCAGUAUGAGGAGCUCCAGAGUUCAACGAAUCGGUUCUCUUCAGAGAAUUUGAUUGGGAAUGGAGGAAGCAGCCGAGUGUACAGAGGCCGGCUUGGGAAUGGACAGCAGGUUGCUAUAAAGUUGUCAAAGCUAUCCGCAGAAGCAUCAAAAGAUUUCCUUUCGGAGGUCGAUAUCAUCACCAAGCUGAGGCACCUGCGCGUGGUUCCAUUACUGGGCAUCUGCGUUGGGGAGCACGCUCUCAUUUCUGUGUACAGAUACUUCCCCAAUGGAAGCUUGGAGCAAAAUCUACACGGUGACAAGGUGAAGCAUCUGCUCCCGUGGGACAUGAGAUUUAGAGUGGCGACGGAGAUUGCUGAGGCUCUCAGCUACCUUCACCAUGGCUGUCGUCGACCAGUGAUCCACAGAGACGUCAAGUCUUCCAACAUUCUUCUCAAUGACGAAUUUGAGCCUCAGUUAUCGGAUUUUGGGUUAGCUAUGUGGGCGCCGACAGCCGCGACCAACCUGACACAAAGUGAUGUUGUUGGGACCUUUGGAUACCUUGCACCCGAGUACCUCAUGUAUGGGAAGGUCAGCAACAAGAAUGACGUCUAUGCCUUCGGCGUGGUUCUAUUGGAGCUGUUAACAGGAAGAAAGCCGAUAGAUGAUGGGAAUCCUAAAGGCGAAGAAAGUUUGGUGAUGUGGGCGACGCGAAUUCUGGAGAGAGGGGAGCUCAUAGAUCUGCUGGAUCCCAAUCUCGGUACGAAUCAUGAUAAAGGUGAGAUGAGCAGAAUGAUAUUAGCUGCAUCUCUUUGUAUCACGAGGGUACCUCGUAUCCGACCUCAAAUCGACAAGAUUUGCAGCCUGUUGAAAGGGGAAGAGGACAUGGAGACAUGGAUAAGCAGCCAAGCGGAUGGGAUGUCGGAGGUGGUAGAUUGUCCAGACGACGAAGCCUAUCCGACUCCGAGCCUCGCAUUGCUUGACGUGGACGACGAUGCAUCCGUCGCCAGCGUCGAGCAGAGUCACUGUGGUUCCUGGGAGGCGUACCUGCGAAGUCGAUGGAGCCGUUCUUCGAGCUUUAAUUAGUUGCUAUAUACAAACAUAAA